GUUUAUUUCAAUAUAAAAUAUAUAUUUUUAAGUGUGUAAACAAAUGUCAAGCCCUGGGAUAAAAUAAAAGAUUGGGGUUAGGUGUUCAUGGGGCAAAUGAUCUAGAAGAGGGAAGUGACAUUUUAAAAACGAUAGUGUGAACAACGAAUAGUAUUUUCUUAGGCUUAUUGGUGGUGUGACUUGGCGGCUCGUCACUCAACGUAAAUAACUUGUGCAUAAUGUCUACCUGGUGUCACUUUUCUUCCCAGGUGGCUUUGCAGGUGGCUCCUCCGUGCACCAGGGACAGGCAGUAUGAACUGCAUGGGAGGUGUUGUAGCAGGUGUGAACCAGGCAAGUACAUGUCUUCUAAAUGCACUACUACCUCUGACAGUGUGUGUCUGCCCUGUGGCCCGGAGGAGUACUUGGAGACCUGGAAUGAAGAAGAUACAUGCUUGCUGCAUAAGGUUUGUGACACAGGCAAGGGCCUGGUGGCCCUGGACCCCGGCAACCGCACGGCGCCCCGGCGCUGCGUCUGCAAGGCUGGUUACCACUGGAGCCAGGACUGCCAGUGCUGCCGGCGGAACCGCGAGUGCGCGCCGGGCUCCGGCGCCCGCCACCCCUUGCAGCUGAACAUGGACACCGUGUGUGAGCUCUGCCCUCCUGGCCAGUUCUCCGAUACCUUUUCUUCCACGGGCAGAUGCAAACCCUGGACUAACUGUACCGUGCUUGGAAAGACAGAAACACGACGUGGGACAGAGAAAUCAGAUGUGGUUUGCAGCUCUCCCCCACCCGGAUCGCCACGGAUGGAACCCCAGUACCUGCCCGGUUUGAUUGUUGUGCUCCUCUUCGUGUCUGUGGUGGUUCUUGCCGCUGUCGCCUUCGGUGUUUACUACAGGAAGAAGGGGAAAGCACUCACAGCUAAUUUGUGGCACUGGGUCAAUGAUGCUUGCGGCCGCCUAAGUGGAAACAAGGAAGCCUCGGGGGACAGCUGUCUGGGCGGGCGCUCCAGAGCCUCCAGCCCGCGCGACGUGGGCGAAGGCGUGUUACUGCUCACUCUGGAGCAGAAGACGGUUCCCGAAGACACGUGCUACCCGGAUGGGGCUGGUGUCUGGGGACACGCGUGUGCAGAAGGCCCACCCCGUGCCCAGGGCGAAGAUGCUGGCGUGUUCUCCUUGGUUAGCGAGGAGGAGACGGAGGGGGACCCCUUCCGACAGAUCCCCACGGAAGAUGAGUACGUGGAUCGGCCUCUGCAGACCCCGGACUCUUCCCGGCUCCCCACGCAGCCGGGAAGCAAAUCCACACCCCCUUUCUCCGAGCCCCUGGAGGUCGGGGAGAAUGACCGUUUCAGCCAGUGCUUCCUGGGGACGGAGAGCCUGGGGGAUUUGGAGAGCUGCGUCUUCACAGAACCCCCCUGCAGGACUGACUGGAUUCCCGGGUCCCCCGAAAAGUACUUAGGACAACAAGUCGGGGGUAACAGUGGCCUGCCCUGGGGGGACAGCGCCAAGUCAGCAGAGGGCUGCCCGGGCUGCGGGAACCUGCCCAGAGAGGACGCUGAGCCCACCCUGGGCUCCCCAAAACAUGAACCCUUACCCCAGUGCGCCCACGGCAUGGGGCUUCCUAUGGAAGAAGUAGCUGAAGGAGUAGAAGGGGGCGACCAGCCUGAGGAUGGAGCCGAGGAAGGACUAACCAGCACAGCCAGGGGAGGAGCGGGGGCUGGAGGUGGCCCCAGCGACCAUCCUCCUGCAUCUGGCACCGUGACGGGAAACAGCAACUCCACGUUCAUUUCCAGCGGGCAGGUGAUGAACUUCAAAGGCGACAUCAUCGUGGUGUACGUGAGCCAGACCUCGCAGGAGGGCGCGGCGGCGGCGGCGGGGGGCCCGGGGGGCCCCGAGCCCGAGCCCAUGGCCUGCCCGGUGCAGGAGGAGACGCUGGGACACCCGGACUCCUUCGCGGGCAACGGGCCGCGCUUCCCGGACACCUGCUCGAGCCCCGGGCUUCCCGAGCCGGCGGCGGAGAAGGCGUCGAGGCCCGUGCAGGAGCAGGGCGCAGCCCGGGCCUGAGGCGCCCACCCUCGCCAGGGCGGCCCGGGCCCCGCGC
This is a messenger RNA of Perognathus longimembris pacificus (Pacific pocket mouse), 2076 nucleotides long. It is a transcript of the gene Tnfrsf11a, whose product is annotated as TNF receptor superfamily member 11a. Gene Ontology annotation, biological process: mammary gland alveolus development; multinuclear osteoclast differentiation; response to interleukin-1. NCBI's taxonomy places the organism in Eukaryota, Metazoa, Chordata, Mammalia, Rodentia, Heteromyidae. Gene Ontology annotation, cellular component: external side of plasma membrane. Gene Ontology annotation, molecular function: cytokine binding; tumor necrosis factor receptor activity. The record is from RefSeq and is a predicted model, not a curated record.